This is a messenger RNA of Spirodela intermedia, 8778 nucleotides long. The record is from the annotation of a GenBank genome assembly. Lineage: Eukaryota; Viridiplantae; Streptophyta; Magnoliopsida; Alismatales; Araceae.
AUGACGGAGAACGGAUUUAUUGCGAAGGAGAAUCCUUCUUUCCAGAAUGCUGCUUCAUCGGUUAGUCAUCAAAAAGUAGGCUCCAUUUUUUUAACUUCCAAUAUAUGUGUCCACUAGAAGGUCGGAAAGAUGGCCUUUCUUGUGUUUGAUUCUAGGGGUUCAAUAAACCUUUUUCUUGUGGAAUAUUUCCAUCAUACCUAAAGGUGGCCGAUAUUGGAAUAUAAAUGAUUGUUCAAUUUAAUUGCAUGAAAUAAGCGCAUUAGAGUUGCAUGAAUACGGCGUUUAAGGCGUGAGUCAUGAAUACAAACCUCAUUGAUUGAUGCUCACAUCGUUUAUACAAAUGAAAGAGUUUUUUUACUUAUCCUAGAUAUUCUGAUCUCUUUCAUAAAUGACAUUAUUCGCUCGUAUGAGGCUCGUUUUUCAAAGUAUUCAACUAUUUGGAACUAGUCUUUAGUCAUCAGAAGGGUAUUAUCUUCGCAAGAAAAAUUCAUCAAUAUUUUUAUGAAUUAUUUGGAUGCUAAUUCUAGAGGAGAAUCAUGUAAAUAAUUUUCUUUUAUAUUUUGUUUAUUUUUAACCAGGUUCUUUGGAUUUUUUCAGUAUUGAUAUACACUCGAUGAUCUGAGUGCGUUGUGCUAUCUGAAUAACUAUCAAGACUUCUGACUAUUUCUCUUUCCAUUUGAAAACAAGGAUACAUCCAUUGGAUGAGCAAAUAAAUUACAUAAUAUUCCAUUUUUUAUAAUCAUAGAUUUUAUUCUGAGUUUUUUUUCAGUCAAUUUCAUUGUGCACUUACAUUUAAAAAUGCAAUAUUUUCGUGGGCUUGUAAGACUAACAAACUGUACAAAGAAUUUUGAGUUGCUCGUUGCAUGAAGAAGUUUCGCACGACUUUAACUCCACUGUUGAUCUCAAAAUGAAUGUGUUUGAAAAUACACCAUUGUGCAAAUAUCCCGCAUUUUAACGGCAAAUCUUAUCAUAUUUCCAUUCUCCCUUUACUGCAAUGUUUAUUAUCUGCGGCCUCGAGUACAUAGGCAUGAAAUUUUUAGCGGACAUUUUUAUUACGUAUUUGACACAAAUGGUAAAUAUUCAUGGUGUGUAUUACAUGAGUCCUAUUUUUCCAAAAUGAGGCAAUAGGGCUGAUGCAUCACAUUGUAUUAUCAUUUGAAUAGACCUGAUGGUUCAUGUUAGGUCACUAGCAUGGUUGUGUUUUUUCCUGAUAUUUUAAUUAGGCUACAGUUUUAUCCUCUUCGGGAAGAGUUUUUGAUCCUCCUGUGCGGAUCUUUGCAAGAGGCUUCGUUCCAAAUGUGCAUUUUUUUCAUUUCAGCUGAUAUUCUUUUACUAGACAUCGAAAGACAUUGAUAUGAUAGAAAGAUCGGUGACAGUUACCAUGUGAUAAUCAUUUUUCAAAGAUGGUAUCUGAGGAAAACUAUUUGCGUUGUAACCUCUUGUUUUAUGUUGUUUGCUCUGUUUAGGAUGAGCCGGGGAAAGUUGCACCAUUGACUUGGAAUCAAAAAAUAAAUAGCUCUGAAAAAGUUAUUCCCGAGUUUACUGUGACGCCACUUGAGGCCAUUAAACUGGUAACUGUUCAGUCUUAAAUGACGUAUCAAAAUAUCUUUUAUCAUGUCAGUUUAAAUCUGAUUUCCUUUAUUUUUGAAUGAAAUUUUUCUGUCACCCUGAAGAAUCCGUUAGGUAUUUUUCUGUAUCUCCCUUUUGCGGAAAAAAAAUAAACAUUGUCGUAUAAGACCUCCUGCAUUCUUUCUUUGUCUAAUCCCUGAAGAAUCCUUUCUUCAUGCUAGUGAAGUAGAUUUCAUUAAAUUAUAGUAGAUCCAUUAAGACUCUAGGCUGAUUGCUUUUGCAGAAGAGACAGCUAUCAACUCGGAUAGAUUUAUUCAUGAUUGGUAUCAUAGAGGAGUGAAUUUAGAAAAUAAAAUAUAGCGCCAAUUGGAUGUAACACAAGAUGGGACUGUAUUGCACUCAGGCCUAUAGAGGUCGUAAUGUGGAAGAGGAUGUGUCCAAGAGAUGCCUGAUGGUUCUUGUAGGUCGAGUGAAAAAACUGUGGCUCUUCUAGAAAGGAUGUCGUAAUUUUAUUUUGCAUUACCCGAAUUCAUGUAAUUCUUCUUUUAACAUAGCUUGCCAAACAUGGGGAUAGCACCAAUUUAUUUCAUCGAUAAAUGAUAUCAAACUGUAAGUCAGACGGGGGUGGAUGACUUCUAUUUGUGAUCUUUGUGUCGUCCUAGUAAGCCUUUUAACCCCUAGAAGAUAAUUAGAAAUCUAAUCAUAGGUGUUAGUGAAAUUACUUGUUAUUCACACCGCCCUCAUCUGAUCAAAAUACAGCUAACUUCAGUUCUGGAAAGUGAACGUUCCUAUGGUUCAGAUCUGUGAAAAGAAAAUAUGGUAAAAACAUAAAAUUUUAAACUGCAUAUUUAAACUUCCAUGCGUCUACUUACAUAUUUGACUUAAAAUUUUGAUUUUCCGCGUAAAUCUGUAGUUUCAUCGUCAUUAUAGUUACAGAAACGCUUGAAGAAUGGGUCAGGCUGAUUCAUUUAUUUUGAUAUCCUUCAAUAACUAUUAGAACGUGGUGAUUAUAGAUUCGUAUUGUCAUUCCUUAUUUUGGUACAAAAUAUCACGCUGGUUGUCUAUUCGUCCUUCUUGUACUUGAUGAGCCCUGAACUUUCUAACAUGUUUCCUUGAGUUUUAUGAAAGUCCUCUUUAGGUUUCAGAUUAUUUUGCCAAGUGGUCGAAGAAAUUUCCAAAGGACGGGUGAGGUUUUCUUUCGUGAAAUGUUCCUCUGUCAUGGGAUUUUUUUUCGUUAAAAAACCAUUGUCCUAAACAAAUUUUUUCAUGCUUUCAUUCUUACAGAGUGCAGUAAUAGAUCCUUUCACGCCGAAUAGCUACACUUCUUCUCAAGGUGUUCCCCUGGGCGGUAUAGGGUAAUGCUUAUCUGCUUCGUCAAAUUUUAAUCUUCUUUUACAUUUUCUUUUUUUACAAAAUUAUUCUGCUAUAAACAAUUAAAUAUGGACUGUUGGUUAACUAUGCACCCUUUACUGAGGGAAAUCAUUUCUUUCUGUCAUGUAUUUAUUGAGGAUUAUUGUUGUGAAAAAAUUGAAGAAGAAUAUAAUGUUUCCCGGUUGCUUAUUGUUGGAAAUGAAGAAACGACCUCUGUCACGGAGGACAGAGGGGAGAACGGCGGAAAACCACCUCACCCAUUCAUUCAUCCAAAAUGUCCCUUAAAUAGGGACGAACCCUACAUGCACUUUCCAUAAGACCCUUAGUCAUUUACAAUAUUACACGUAUAUAUUCUAACACUUAUUCGCGAUAUCAUGAUCAUAAACUGUCACGGAGGGGAAGGGUUCAGCAACAUUUCGGGUUAUACUAUAUAUUCUGAUUGCCAACUUCAAGAGCUUCAGGCACAAUCUUGAUGCACAAAAUUACCUUUAAUUUUCGAUUUUAGUCAUUAAAAGUAAGCAUAUCAAGGUGAUAUGUUUAGCCUCUAUAGUUUCAUUCUCUGUGUUUAAAAAGUUGUGAUGAAUUUUAGGAUAAAUUAGAAGUAAUCGCCUCAUUUCCUUGGAAGUACGGAUUUAGUGGUCAUAAUUAUGUAUUAUGACUAAUCUACCGUGUUGAAUUGGUUCUUCCUAUGCUGACAAUUUGGUUCAUGAUAUCUUGGUCUAACAUCAAGGAAAGAAGGACAUUCUGCUUUUCUUUGCUUUGGAAUUCUGAAAAUUAUCCAUACCAGCGUGUAUGAUUACAUUAAAGAUAAAGAACAACGCUUUAUUUCCUUUGUGAAGAUAUAAAAUUAUUUUAUUUCGGGUAGAAAUUUCAAUUAAUGGCGAAUUAGCUCUUCGGCAUUAACUCCUUGCAUAAUUAUUCGUUUCAUUUCCUCAAGCCACAGAUAAUUCUUUUUUUAACUAGAUUAUUGGGGCAGAAAUGUUUUUCGGAUGUUAUGUCCAUUGAUUCAAUAAAUUAAACUGCAUUAAGAUUAACUCCGUGUAAUUAUAUCUUCAAUGGAAAUUUUCAAUCUGAAGAGCUGGAAGCAUCGGAAGAAGCUAUAAAGGUCAUUUUCAACGCUGGCAAUUGUUCCCCGGAGUGCGUGAAGAAGAACCUGUGUUGGCAGAUCAGUUUUCUGUAAGUCGUGUACUUAUUAUUUGGAGCAUACGCAGUAUUACCAUGAUAAGCACUAUGGUUUUGCUCUUUUGAUGAUUAUAAUACGACGAAAUUAAGUUUAUAAAAUAUGUGGUAGAAGGGACUAAUAUUUUCUUAGAACUGAACAUUCUGGCAUUGGAAUAGCUGACUGAAAUAGGCCUCCAAGUUUGUUAUUUCUGUCGAAAUUUACUUCUCCAGCUGCACUUUCUAGGAAAGCUUCAAAAUUCUGGAAAACUUUUACCUUUUAAUCUUUGACGGACUCGAAGAUUUAAUAACUGAUGAUUGGAAGAGUCUCUUUCUGGAGGACAGGGUCUUUCAAUGAAGAAAAAUUGAGGUUCUUUAACCUGGUCAAAAUCACGACUGGAGUUUAACCUUAAAAAAACCAUUUUUCAGCACAGACAUUUUGAGCACGGUCGCCACCUUUAUCUUCUGGUGUCCUCAUAAUUUGUCUAAACGUAGUAGUCACACGAACUAUAUUUUGAUCCAUUGCUAUAUAUUAAUGUCUAAACAUUCUUUUCUUAAAGGUAACAUUAUUUUCAUCUAAUAUCGUUUAAAUAAAAUGCAAUUUUACUGCCACGGAAAUUUUCUUUAUAAUUCUAGAGGUGUUAAGCGUUUUCAUCAUGAUAUUAACCUCCUCGUAGGUCUUUGUCUCACGUCCAAAUGGUAAAAAGAGCUCCACUGUUUUAUGCCCAAGGCGUGAAGAUCUACACAAGUAAGCAAGUCUUUAUUCCUUGUUACUGUAGAUUUUAUUUCGGAAAAAAUAAUUAAUUAAAUAUACAAAGCUAGAGUUCUUAUCAUUGGUCCAGCAUCUUAAGUAUCCUUGCUGCGAAAUACACAGACGUAGUGCGACUUCAGGCACGGAAUCCUGGGAUUGGAAUCUAAAUGGUCAUAAUUCCACAUACCAUGCAUUGUUUCCGAGAUCAUGGUCCAUAUAUGAUGGUAAUCAUCUUAACCAUGUAGUUGAAUUGUUACUCUGCAGGCAAUCAAUAAAUUGAUCGUUAAAUUAUUAUUUUUUUUAAUGCAGGAGAACCUGACCCAGAACUUCAAAUAAUAUGCCGUCAGAUUUCCCCCUUCAUUCCCCACAACUAUCAGGAGAGCAGCUACCCUGUUGCAGCAUUUACAUUCACGGUACCAAACAAGGGGGCUCAUUAACGACUUCUGAGUAUUCAGCUUUCAAUUUUUUGAAUGUUUUUUAUUCAUCCAGAUGCUAUUCGUUCUUCCUUAUGCAGCUACAUAAUUCAUCAGAAAGUCCCGCAGACGUCACGCUGCUUUUCACAUGGGUUGUAAGUCUCAGGAUACAUAUUCGUAAAACAUUUAUUUCACAUUUCUACACGAGCAUGCGCUUAUUACCUUGUUAUCCUGAUUAGUUUCUGCAUUUUACAACCUGGAAAGGUUAAGGACCUUGCUUCAUUCAUUGGUUUUCAUGGCUCUUCUCGCAGAACUCUGUGGGAGGGAAAUCUGAGUUCACUGGAGGUCAUUUUAAUUCAAGGAUGAUGUAAGGAUGCUUCGUGAUAAUCCGUGUAGCUUGUAUAUUCUUCCAGUAUUAAAUUGGUCCUUCCUUAUAUUCUGAUACUCAAAUGUUUUAAAAAAUAAAAAUCUAGUGCUGAAGAUGGCGUACAUGGAGUGCUUCUCCACCACAUGUAAGUCGUGGAUGGUUCCUUCAUCCAUGAGCAAGCGCUUGAAAUUUUUCUCCUUUCUCACAUCCCAUCGUGUACGUCGUUCCAGGACUGCAAAUGGGAAGCCCCCGGUAACAUUUGCUAUUGCAGCACAGGAGAUUGCCGAUGUUCACGUCUCCAACUGCCCUCGAUUCUCGAUGAACGCAAGUUCUGAUGGGUUCACUGCAGCGGACAUGUGGAAUGAAGUCAAAGAGGUCUGGUUUUUUCCUAUUUUCUAUUUUCUCUUCUCUCUUUUUAGCCUGUGAUGCCGUUGAGAAUGCUUCCAGUUCCAGCCGUUGUCUUUAGGAUGAACAAUAAGGAAUGAAGAUUCUCGUCUGAAUGCUUUUCUGCAAUACAUUUAUACACUUAGAUAUGGCCGAUGAGAAUUCGAAGUCAACCCGCAGAAGCACUCUUUUUUUUCCCUCUUCAAUCCUCCAUGAUGCUGACUCCAAGUGUAACGUAAUUUUUUUUCUUUGUAUAGCAUCGAUCGUUUGCCCACCGUAAACCCGAUGAAGCGUCGGCCCCAUCCAAACCAGGAGAAUCUAUUGGAGCAGCCGUCUCUGCUUCCGUGACAGUUCCUCCGAAUGAAGUCCGUACUGUUACAUUCUCUCUUGCCUGGUGUUGUCCUGAAGUUUCGUUCCCCGGCGGGAAGACUUAUCAUAGGUCAGUUGAACAUUCUCGACAAGCUCUCUCAGAAAUCCAAGUUCAAAUCCGGCGGCUUAACGCUGAUGUGUGGGUCCAUCGAUGCAGGCGCUAUACGAAGUUCUAUGGAACCCGGGAAGAUGCGGCUGCUAAACUUGCUCAUGAUGCAAUCACCGGUAACCUUCAACAUUCUCUCGCCAUAAUUAGCAAACCAAAACUAUUCACAUCAAAAGGAAAAAUCUGUACGGGAUUUACUGGGUCAUAUUCUGAUUACCUAAAAUAGCUGGAUUGUGGAUGGAGUCUCUGCUUCUUGAUACUGCCCAAGAUUUCUUGAUCGGUGUUUGUGUCCUUUUAAUGCAGAUCACGGCCGUUGGGAGGUCCAAAUUGAUGAAUGGCAAAGGCCUAUUCUGCUGGAUAAGCGUCUUCCUGAAUGGUGAAAAAACCCGAGUGAUGUAAUUAACCAUCAGCUUUUUCAUGAUUUUUGGGCGCAAAAAAAAUUGAAAUUUGAAGGUCCUUUCAGGUACCCAGUGACUCUCUUCAACCAGCUCUACUAUCUUACCGCAGGAGGGACUACCUGGACUGGUACGUACGUUCUAUCCAACCACUGCACUCCUCCGCGGAGCAUGGGUUUCGCUAGUUUGACCUAAAGCGACGUCUUUCUCACGCCGCAGAUGGGUCACCUCCGCUUCAGAGCUUGGUCACGAUCAAGGAGAGGAAGUUCUCCCUCGAUAGAUCCAGUUCAUCUCAUAGAACCCUAACUGACAUCGCCCACCAAAAAGGCGAUACGGCAUCCGACGUGCUCCACAAGAUGACGUCGGUGCUCGAGGAUCUGCACGCAUCUGCUUCAUCUAGUAGUGCCUUCGGAUCAUCUCUGCUCGGUGAUGGAGAGGAGAACAUCGGCCAGUUCCUCUACCUCGAAGGGAUCGAGUACCUCAUGUACAACACCUACGACGUCCACUUCUAUUCAUCCUUCGCGCUGGUUAUGCUGUUCCCCAAGCUCGAGCUCAGCGUCCAGAGGGACUUCGCGGCGGCUGUGAUGAUACAUGAUCCGGAGAAGGUGAAAAGCUUAUAUGACGGGAAGUGGGCCUCUAGGAAGGUCAUCGGCGCAGUUCCUCAUGAUCUUGGAAGCAACGAUCCUUGGUUCGAAAUCAACGCCUAUUCAUUUCACGACACAAGCAGGUGGAAGGAUCUGAACCCUAAAUUUGUUCUUCAAGUUUACAGAGACAUAGUGGCCACCGGUGAUAAGUCAUUUGCGCGAGCUGUCUGGCCGUCCGUCUACACUGCGAUGGCCUACAUGGAGCAGUUUGACAAGGACGGCGACGACAUGAUCGAGAACGAAGGUUUCCCCGAUCAGACGUACGACGUUUGGUCAAGUAAGGGAGUCAGCGCCUACACCGGGGGCCUCUGGUUGGCGGCUCUUCAGGCCGCCUCCGCCAUCGCCGGUGAAGUCGGCGAUGGAGCUUCCGAGGCGUACUUCCGGUAUAAAUUUCAGAGGGCGAAAGCUGUGUACCAAGAGGAGCUGUGGAAUGGCUCCUACUUUAACUACGACAACAGUGGCGGCAAAUUCAGCUCAGCAAUACAGGCGGAUCAGUUGGCCGGCCAAUGGUGGGUACUCCAUCUCCGUAACCUUCAGGUUUUCCUUAGUUCUGCAGAUCAUGAUUCAAAAGGGCAUUUAUUUCUCACAUUUCCCUCCAUUCCAGGUAUGCCCGAGCCUGUGGGCUGCAGACUCUGGUCGACAAGGAAAAAGCACAGACCGCCCUCGACAAGAUAUACCAGUUUAAUGUGUUGAAGAUCAAGGAGGGGAGACGCGGAGCAGUCAACGGAAUGAGACCAGAUGGCACCGUCGACAGGUCAACGAUGCAAUCAAGGGAGAUAUGGCCGGGGGUGACCUUCGGCCUGGCUGCCACCAUGAUCCAGGAAGGCAUGGUGGAGGCGGCCUUCAAAACCGCGGAAGGUGUCUACGAGACCGCAUGGUCGGACAAAGGAUUGGGGUGAGUUGAUAUUUCCCCCCACCAGAGAUCUUCACAUCCCUUUUUCACUAAUAUUUUCCGCCGACUAUUUGGGCAGCUACGCCUUCCAAACUCCUGAAGCGUGGAGCACAGAAGACAGAUUCAGGUCUAUGAGCUACAUGCGGCCCCUCGCCAUCUGGGCCAUGCAGUGGGCGCUGUCGCUACCAGAGAUCACGAGGGAGAAGACGAAGGGGGAAAACACGCGGGAAGAAGCUCCUCCUCCCCUUCAGAGCCUCUCUUUCAAGAGAGUCGCAAGCCUCCUGAAGCUUCCCAAAGAGCCGUCUGCCAGCAUUCUUCAGAUUAUCAUCGACAUAACCUGUCGCAGACGGAGGACGUGA